Messenger RNA from Phragmites australis (common reed), 867 nucleotides. RefSeq lists its product as uncharacterized. The transcript has a single exon. The record is from RefSeq and is a predicted model, not a curated record. NCBI's taxonomy places the organism in Eukaryota, Viridiplantae, Streptophyta, Magnoliopsida, Poales, Poaceae. Bases 159 to 419 code for a protein of 86 amino acids.
UCCAUUCGGUCUCUAUCCACUUCAAGAGCCCAAGUCAUGCAUCUUUGUCUCGCCUUUUAAGCUCACCUUCCCCUCCCUUGACACCUCAGGAGACAGCCAACUACUUCCAUCAUCCUCUUCAGCUCUCCGAAGCUGAAAAGCUUCUGCAGAUUCCGAUCAUGGAAGGCUUCAUCCCGUUCAUCUACAGGGCCGUAGUGAAGUACAGGAAGGAAGGGCAGGUCUCCUUCGCCGACCUCUUCUUCGACGAGCCGUCGUCGACGUCCUACUUCCGCCUCCCGGGUGACUCCGGCCGGUACCAGGUGACGGCCAACGAUCUGUUCUCCCAGACGACGGCCAACCCCGGCGCGGCCGGCGCGACACGGCGGUCCCCGGGAAGGUGCCCGUCGCACCGCCGGCGUCUCCAGGGCCGUGACUCGUGAAGUCGCGAUGAUGGAAGUGCAUGCAGGCAGGCAACAGGAAACAAAUCGAAGUUAAAAAAAAAGCAAGCGAAGGCUUGUUCAUAGCAGAGUACACGCAGAGUGUGGCAGCGGACGCUGAGCAACUGUGAAUAUUAGCCCAAGUUGCAGUGUAAGUGUACAUAAUUUGUCUUCCUUUUUAGCUUAUCGUGAUCUGCUAUAUGUAAUACUUGGGUGCAGGUCCUCCCAAGGAGGCUUGCACCUUAGAGUGAGAAUUGUGUACUCUCCGUUGGAAUAAUAUGGCGAACAAAAAUGUUGGAACGCAGGAAUUUCAGCUGAAAAAUUCUCGCGUUCCAAACUGGUGGCGUAUACAUGUAAAAAUUAAGGCUUGUAUUCGUACACAUAUGGGUGCAUACAAAGUGGCCACCGUCAAAACUCAAAGUGCAAUCUAGUUCUUUCAGAUCCUUCGUGC